This is a messenger RNA of Cercopithifilaria johnstoni, 1227 nucleotides long. The record is from the annotation of a GenBank genome assembly. Lineage: Eukaryota; Metazoa; Nematoda; Chromadorea; Rhabditida; Onchocercidae.
AUGCGUAUUUUCAACGUGGAUCGCGUACAUUCUACAAUUUUCAAUCAUAGUAUUUUUGCUGUUAACCGGAAUACUCAAACGGAUUGGUGCCGAAUGAAUCAAAAAGUUCAAAUUGGUGUAACAAUGCGGCAUGUUGCAAUACAGAGUAAACGUACGCAAGUAAAAGAAAGGACAAAAAGGCAUGUCACAACGAAAGAUGCAGCCGUUCAAUUUUCUACGAAUAUUUCACAACAACAAUUGACAAAAGUAAUUGCUGAAAUGAUUUGUCAAAUUUUGGCCGUUAAUGAAAAAAAACAACAAUUACAAAAAAAUUCCGGUAUAGAGCUAUCAUCAAUUAUUGGUAAAAAUUUAAAUCAAAUUAAAUUUGAUGAUCUAUCUGGAAGAAAGAUUAAUUUACCGAAGAAACCAGCGAUGAAGAAAAAUGUGGAAUACUUUAAUGAAGCCCAGAAGCAAUCAUCAAAAUGUCAAAGAUUACAUAAGUUAAAAUUAGCUAAUUUAAACAAUAAUUUUCGGAAAGGGAAUUUAGUAAGGCUUUGUAAUAAGCCAAAGUUGGAAACAAAUAAACUUCAACUUCAACAUUAUGCAAAUUUUAUUAAUAAUCCACCGACUAGUUACAAUGUUAUCUGUCGGAGACAAUUGCUACACAAAUUAGAUCAAUUAAUUGAUCAAAAAGCAACAACGCUACAAAAGAUUCAAAAGUUAAAAUCAGUUAAUCUAAAUGAUACAACAAAAAAUUCGAAACGAAAAAUACAACGACUUUGUCAAAUAUCAUCCAAUCCAUUACAUCAAUCAAAUAAACAACAGGUAUUAUUAUCGACAGGUAAAAAUACUGCUAAUAUUUCAAUGUUAAAUGAUAAUUGGCAAUUAGCAAAAUCAACAAAUCAAAUUUUAACACAAAAAUUGAAUGAUAGUAAUAAAAAUAGCUUUGAUAAUAGCAAAUUACCGUUAUCGUCGACAACAAUAAAUGAAUGCACUUCCGGUUCAACGGUUCGAAAUUCAUUCGAGAAAUUAAAAAAAAAUUUGGUAACCGAAGAAUGGCGAAAUUCCGGUCAUACAAUCAGUGGUAGUGAUCCGGAAACAUCAUCGGAUAGUGAUAGUGAUAUUGCUAGUGUUGAUAAGAACGAUAACGAUAAAGACAAUAGCAUGGAUUCAACAGCUCGUACAGCUAGCAGCGAAUUUUCUAGUGAAGCUUUAACAAUUACUUCUGAGCUUCAAUCUAUCAAAUGA